Mesoplodon densirostris (Blainville's beaked whale) is the source of this 1002-nucleotide messenger RNA. It is a transcript of the gene SRP14, whose product is annotated as signal recognition particle 14. The coding region runs from base 64 to 396 and encodes 110 amino acids. The transcript has 5 exons. Gene Ontology annotation, biological process: SRP-dependent cotranslational protein targeting to membrane. Gene Ontology annotation, molecular function: endoplasmic reticulum signal sequence receptor activity; 7S RNA binding. NCBI's taxonomy places the organism in Eukaryota, Metazoa, Chordata, Mammalia, Artiodactyla, Ziphiidae. The record is from RefSeq and is a predicted model, not a curated record. Gene Ontology annotation, cellular component: signal recognition particle, endoplasmic reticulum targeting.
GUGAAACUUCCGGUUCCAAAGGCUUGGGGCUUAUGCUGACGGAGUGGAACCAGCAGCGCCAGUAUGGUGCUGCUGGAGAGUGAGCAGUUCCUGACGGAGCUGACCAGGCUGUUCCAGAAAUGCCGGUUGUCGGGCAGCGUGUUCAUCACCCUGAAGAAGUAUGAUGGUCGAACUAAACCCAUUCCAAGGAAGGGUUCUGUGGAGGGCUUUGAGCCCUCAGACAACAAGUGUCUGUUAAGAGCUACUGAUGGGAAAAAGAAGAUCAGCACUGUGGUAAGCUCCAAAGAAGUGAAUAAGUUUCAGAUGGCUUAUUCAAACCUAUUGAGAGCUAACAUGGAUGGGCUGAAGAAGAGGGACAAAAAGAGCAAGAGUAAGAAGAGCAAAGCAGCGCAGUGAAGAGCACCAGAUUUCCUGCUUUCACCAGUUAACCACUGAAUUGCUAUUUUUCCUUUGGUUUUUACUUUUGGCCACAAAGCUGGGUUUCUGAUUCCCCUACAAUAACUGUUUUCAUGUGAGAUUAGGGUCAUUUUUGGAUGGAAGAAGGGCUGCAGUGUUUACAGGGUAGUUACAAGAAGCCAGUUUAUUUUAUAUCUGGCUAAGUGAUCUGUGUUGUAUGGUUGUAUGUUUCUGGAUAAUAGUUUACAGUCUCUGUAGCCGUCUGUGAAGAGCACUGUAUCAUUAAACCUGUAUUUAUCAGUACUGACCAUCUUUUAUUCCUUUUCCCAUCCCAUAAAAAGUUUCUGGCAAUAGCACUUCAUUCUGGAAUGACUGAUUAUGAAUAGGCUUUAGGCCCUGUCUUAUGAGUUACUGGAAUUGAAACCUGACAAUUUUAUAAAAAGUUGUGUUAUUUCAUGGGUAUUUUUCCCAACUUGGCUGUAUAAUUUUAUCAUCAUAGCUCCUUUAGCAAAUUUGAAUGAGUUCUCAUAGCCAAAUGAGAGUUUGCUUAACCAAACUAAGGAUAAGCCUAUUACAAAAUCAUCAAGAAUAAAGAUUCUGAGUUAA